AUGGACCCACACAAACGUGUUCCCAUCCGUUGGCUUGCUCCUGAAACACUAAAAAUGGCCAUUUACACACAGAAAACUGACGUUUUCAGUUAUGGAAUCAUGUGUUGGGAAAUUUACAAUAAUGGUAUUGAGCCAUAUCCCGGUAUGACAGUUGCAGAAGUUAACCAAAAUGUUAAAGAGGGAUACAGAAUGGAACUUCCUAUGAACGUUCCUCCAGAUGUCCAAAAUAUUAUUAAAGUGAGAUGUUGGUCAGAGAACCCGAAUGACCGCUAUUCCAUGGCAGAUAUAGCAAAGCACCUUCAACGUAUGUUACAAAUACCACGUCCAGAUUUCGCCGCGAUACGUGCAGCUAGAAUGGCUGCAGAGGCGGCACAACCAGCCAAUUCAGGCCCAGCAGCAGGAGCAGCAGUGACACCAGGAGCAAGACGUCGUGUUUCUGGAGUUCCGCAAAGAUCUCUGCAAAGGCCUGAUCCGCGUGCAGUAUCGCCAACUUAUCCUCCGGCGGCUGGAGGGGGCUUUUUCCGUAGAGGUCGCUCUGUGAAAUCUGCAACUGCUCCGCAGCAACGCCGGGUAGAUUUACUUUUUUCCGAAAAUAAUCUUGUCAGCGUGAGUGAAAUUAUGCCCAAAAAUUAG
Molecule: messenger RNA, 633 nt
Organism: Strongylus vulgaris
Lineage: Eukaryota; Metazoa; Nematoda; Chromadorea; Rhabditida; Strongylidae
Source: the annotation of a GenBank genome assembly